AUGGGGAAUAGAAAACGUCCCCAAACUUCUCGCACCAAACACCCUCCAUCACCGUCUGCGGCGGCGCCCAUGGCGGCGUCGGACGAACCCGACCACCAGCCGUCUCCUAACACUGUUUCUCCAGAAUCGGACGGUUUGACAAUCAAGCAAGAAUGCGAUCGCUCCUUAAAUGCGCUCCGUCGUGGAAACCACACGAAAGCCCUACGUAUCAUGAAGGAUUCAUGCGCUAAACACGGCGGCGACGCCUUAAUCCACCGUGUUCAUGGUACGGUGUGUGUUAAAGUUGCUUCGAUAAUCGAUGACCCUAGCACUAAGCAGCGGCAUUUAAAGAACGCAAUUGAAGCUGCUCGUAGAGCCGCGGAAUUGUCUCCGAAUUCGAUCGAAUUCGCUCAUUUUUAUGCGAAUUUGCUCUACGAGGCAGCGAAUGAUGGGAAAGAGUAUGAAGAGGUAAUGAAAGAGUGUGACCGUGCUCUGAAAAUUGAGAAUCCUAUUGAUCCUGCGAAGGAGAGUUUGCAGGAGGAGAGUCAACAGAAGAUAGCUACUGCGGAAGGGAGGAUUGCUCAUGUGCAGGGCGAGUUGAAAAAUUUGCAGCAGAAGUCGAACAUUGCUUCGAUUUCUACUUGGAUGAAGAAUUUGGGAACUGGUGAAGAGAUUAGGUUAAUACCUAUACGAAGAGCUGCUGAAGAUCCAAUGGAAAUUAGGUUGGUGCAGACUAGGCGCCCGAAUGAGAUUAAGAAAGCGACUAAGACACAGGAAGAGAGGAGGAAAGAGAUUGAAGUUAGGGUUGCUGCUGCCAGGUUGUUGCAGCAGCAGAAGUCAGAGAUGGGUUUGGGACAGAGUGAGGGAGAGAGGAGUGAUAAAGGAGUGGAGCUAAUGCCGGGGAGUGAUAGGAGAGGAGAUAGGAGGAAGUAUGGGAGUAAUGCGAGGAAGAAUGGGACUAACACUGAGAGAAAGGAUUGGGUUCGGUCCUAUUGGAAUUCGAUGAACUUGGAAAUGAAGAGGGAGUUGUUGAAAAUUAAGGUCAGUAAUUUGAAGAGUUAUUUUGGGUCAUCCAAGGAUGGAUUGGCGAGUGACAUUUUGAAUGAGGCUUUGUCUUAUGGCGAGGAGAAUAAGAGCUGGAGGUUUUGGGUCUGUUGUCGAUGCAAUGAAAAGUUUGUGGAUGGAGAUAGUCAUAUGCAUCAUGUCGUGCAAGAGCACAUGGGGAGUCUUAUGCCGAAGAUGCAGGAAGUUUUGCCUCAGGGUACUGACAAUGAGUGGAUUGAGAUGAUUCUUAAUUGCUCCUGGAAACCAUUGGACAUUUCCUCUGCGGUUAAGAUGCUUCGGAAUCAAGGGAAAUGCCAGAAUGGAGAACUUGCUGAGGAUUUUUGCUCAGAGAACCAUAAUGAGGGCAAUGACGAUUGUUUCAAAGAUGCAUGGGAUUCUUCUCCAGAGAAGGAAACUUUGAGUGAUGGUUAUAACAGUUGUCCUGUGAGCGGCAACAACUCUGAUAAAGUUAACAACAUUGAAGGUAAAGAAUAUGAUGGGAACCAAUCGUCUAUUGCAUGCACUAUUGAUAGCUGGCCAAUAUCAGAGGAUUCCGAGCGAGCUAAGCUCCUUGAAAAAAUUCAUGAUGCAUUUGAGGCACUUAUUAGACAUAAAUAUCUUGCUGCAAGUCAUCUUAACAAGGUGAUACAAUUUACAAUGGAUGAGCUACAGAGUCUUGCUUCUGGUUCUCAGCUUCUGAACCAUGGUGUGGGCCAGACACCCAUGUGCAUUUGCUUUCUGGGAGCAUCCCAACUCAAAAAGAUACUCAAAUUCUUACAGGAACUAUCUCAUUCUUGUGGUUUGGGCAGGUCUCCCGAGAAAAGUAGUGUUGUAGAUGACUCGAAUUCUGGUGCUAAAGGUCCUGAAAUUAAAGAGAAGAUUGUUCUUAAUGGUGACGCAUCUUGUCUCUACUUGGAUGAACGUUUAUUGCCAUUGGAAUAUGCUCCCAGCACAUGUCCUGAUGAUGAUGCCACCACAGCAACAUCGGCUAUUGUUGGCUAUGGAAACGGGGUUCUACCUGAUGUUGAUGCUUUGCUAUCAUGGAUAUUUGCAGGCCUUUCUAGUGGAGAGCAAUUACAAUCAUGGAUCCGUACGAAAGAAGAGAAAAUGCAUCAAGGGAUGGAAAUUCUCCAGACACUUGAGAAAGAGUUUUACCAUCUGCAGAGCCUUUGUGAGAGGAAAUGUGAACAUUUAAGCUAUGAGCAAGCAUUGCAGGCUGUGGAGGAUCUCUGUCUUGAAGAAGGUAAGAAGAGGGAGACUGAUACGCUGGUUGAACAUAAAAGCUAUGAUUCUGUUCUUAGGCAGCGGAAGGAGCAGCUUGUUGAGAACGAGCAUGAUGCUCUGUUCAUUAGCAGUAGAUUUGAGUUAGAUGCUAUAUCAAAUGUGUUAAAAGAAGCAGAUACUCUGAAUGUCAAUCAAUUUGGAUACGAGGAUACUUAUGGUGGUAUAACUUCUCAGUUUUGUGACUUGGAAUCUGGUGAAGAUGGUAAUUGGAGAACCAAAGACCACAUGCAUCAAGUGGAAACUUGCAUAGAAAUUGCUAUUCAGCGACAAAAAGAACAGUUGUCAAUAGAGCUCAGCAAAAUUGAUGCCCGAAUCAUGCGGAAUGUUACUGGAAUGCAGCAGUUGGAACUCAAGCUCGAGUCGGUUUCUGCCCUUGAUUAUCGAUCAAUCUUGCUGCCUCUAGUGAAGUCAUACAUGAGGGCACACUUGGAGGAUCUAGCUGAGAAGGAUGCCACAGAGAAGUCUGAUGCUGCAAGAGAAGCAUUUUUGGCGGAGCUUGCCCUUGAUUCUAAUAAGGGUACCCAAGGACGAAGUGAUAAUUCAAGAAAUACACUGGAGAAGGGGAAGGAUAAGAGAAAGAACAAAGAGUACAAGAAAACCAAGGACUCAAAGGUUGCCGCUGCUAGCGAGCAGCAAUUGCUCCAAGAUGUGACUAAUGGGAGGGGUUCUUUUCCAGUUGCAUUUGAUGGCGACUAUCCAGAUUCUCAGUCUCUUCUUUCUGUUAGCGGUGAUGACUUGAAACAACAGGAGGAUGAUUUUAGACGGAAAUUUGAGAUUGAAGAGGAGGAAAGAAUGCUCGAAGAAUCUUUGGAGUAUCAAAGACGUAUAGAGAAUGAAGCCAAACAGAAGCAUCUUGCAGAGCAACAGCACAAGAAAUCUAAUGCAAGUUUUCCACAGAAGUUGUCUGGGGGACUACAUGAUAUUUGCUUUGAUCCUGGUGCAGAUGAUUCCCAUGAGCCAUUGGAACAGUCGAUGCAGAAGAGUGGGUUGUCCAACAAUUUAGAAGGCAUGCCUGUGACAAUUGCCAGUGAGCCAUGUACUGGAGGAAUUGCAGAGGGUGGUCCCUCUGAUCGACGGUCAGGAAGGAGAAAUAGGCGGCAGAAGAGUUCCACUAGAUCUUCUGAUGGAAGAAAUCAACCCAUGUCAUCAGAAACAGAAAAUAUUGAAGUUGGAAGCAUUACUUUAAAUUUGGGAGACAGUGCAACUAAGACACUGAGACAGUUACAAGUAGAGGAGGAUGAUGAGGAAAGGUUUCAAGCUGAUCUUGAAAAAGCCGUGCGCCAAAGCCUUGAUUUAGAAAAUUAUGUGUGGCGUUAUUUGAAGUGGCCACUAUGA
Dovyalis caffra is the source of this 3642-nucleotide messenger RNA. The record is from the annotation of a GenBank genome assembly. Lineage: Eukaryota; Viridiplantae; Streptophyta; Magnoliopsida; Malpighiales; Salicaceae.